ACUUGAUAGUACCAAGAUCAAUAUGUCAAUUAUCGAGAAAGAAGUUAAAGAAAUAUUUCUUCCCUCGUAUAGAGGCGCAUUAACCGAGGGGAUCACCUACAACCCGGCUAAUCAUACCUUACUUUGGGUGGAUAUAAUUGCAGCCGAAAUCCAUCGAGUGAAAUUAAAUGAGGAGGAUUCUGCAAUUGAAACAUCUCAUGAAUUUAUUAAAUUUCAAGAUGAGGGGGAAUCAAUUGGAGCCAUUGCACUUACUCAUAAUGAAAAUAUUGUCCUCGCAUGCACCAAAUAUGGAGUUACAACGGCAAAUUUUGAAACAAAAAAUUUUAAUUACAUUUUAAAAUAUCCUAAACAUCAUUUACAAUUAAGAUCCAAUGAUGGGAUCAUUGACCCUUGGGGCCAUUUAUGGAUCGGUACCAUGAAUGAUUUCCAUGUUGGAUCUGUCAAGCCAGAGGGGAGUCUCUAUCGAAUCAAUUGCCAUGAUUUAUCCAUCACGGAAAUGUUGACCGAAUGUAGUAUCCCUAAUGGAUUGGCAUUUUCUUCAAGGGGUAAUAAAUUGUUUUGGACAGAUUCCUUAACAUUUACCAUUUGGGAAUUCGACUACAACCACGUGACCAACACUUUAAGUAAUCGGAAAGAAUUUAUAAAUACAAAUAAAUUAUCAGAAUUACAAAAAAUUAAAAGUCCAGAACCAGAUGGAUUCACUAUGAAUGGGAAAGAUGAAAUCUAUUCAACUAUUUAUUCACUGUCUAAAUUACUUCAUUUUAAUUCCCAAGGUGAAAUAAUUGAAAAAUUUUUAAUUCCUGCUAAAAAUGUUACUUGUGCAACCUUUGGCGGGCGUGCGCGCACCAGUUUGUAUAUAACCAGUGCACAAAUUGAAUUAAAUAAUUUAAAAGGAGUAAAUGAUAAAGAAGGUGAUUUAGGAGGGUAUUUGUUUAAGAUUUCUUGUCCUCAAGAAACUUGUGGGGUUGAUAAGAAUAUUUGGGGAGGUAAAGUGUAA
[Candida] anglica is the source of this 997-nucleotide messenger RNA. Lineage: Eukaryota; Fungi; Ascomycota; Pichiomycetes; Serinales; Debaryomycetaceae. The record is from the annotation of a GenBank genome assembly.